Puccinia graminis f. sp. tritici CRL 75-36-700-3 is the source of this 1364-nucleotide messenger RNA. RefSeq lists its product as uncharacterized. NCBI's taxonomy places the organism in Eukaryota, Fungi, Basidiomycota, Pucciniomycetes, Pucciniales, Pucciniaceae. The coding region runs from base 121 to 1104 and encodes 327 amino acids. The record is from RefSeq and is a predicted model, not a curated record. The transcript has 3 exons.
AGUUAAAUUACAACCCAGGCAAGCAUUUAGGGAUAUUCAACUUGAACCUCAUCAAGAUCCUCCCGCACUGUCCAUCAGUCAUCGGUCAACAACAACAUCAGCAACAACAGCAACAACAAGAUGCUAUCAUCAGGGACCUUAAACCUGAAGUUUAUGCAAAGGAAACAAGCCCCAAAACCAGCAACAGCAACAACAACAACAGUCAAGCAAGAAGAGCGAAAGAGGCCAACGACAGAUCCAUCGAAGAGCCGUUCACUGUCACGAAAAGAUGAAGAAGGAGGAGCUCAUGGGGAGCCCCACUCAUCAUCAUCAUCAUCAUCAACAACAACAACAACCACAAAGCUACAGCACCAGCUCCACCCUUCCUCACCAACUCCUCCUCCUACCCUCACGAUCAUCUUCGAAGACUCCUUGAUCGGAUUCCCUUGGUUAUCCUCUCGCCCCUCUUCCUCUUCCUCUUCUUCCCUAACCCCGACCCUUUCCGUCGUCAAUUAUCCUCAUAUCGGUCGCAAGAGCUUUGGGGAAUUCAAUAAAUCGAUCCAGAAAUUAGAAACAGAAGAUUCGAUAGAUACCAAAGAGCCGAAAAAAGAAACCACGCAGACCACCACCAGAAGGAGCGAGUCAGCCACAAGACCAGAAUCGAAGAAAGCGAUCCAACCCGAUGCAGACGAGGACGAGCGAGACGACAAGAAGCGACGAAAGAAAGCCCCAAAACCAAUGAUGAGGAGUAGCCAAGCAUCCCACGAUAGUGAGGAAGAGGACGAGGAACCCAAGAAGAAAAAGAAGAAAAAGAAGAAGACACAAGAAGCACAAGAAGAAGAAGAAAUAACUGAGAGGGCGUUCAAGAAACCGUUUACCUCGACGACGAUCAAGACCAAACGGAAGACCCCAACGACGACGGACAUACCCGCCGCCGAUGUCCCUUCUUCAAAGCCCCCCAAAACCACUAAAACAACUCAACUCAACCACUCGACGUCGUCUUCUAAACGAGCCAAACAAGCGUCCAUCGUCAUCGACGAGGACCAAGAUCAAGCCGACAACGAAUCGGUGAACCGACAGAUCGAGUUGAUGUUCACCGAAGCGCGCAAAGCUCAAAUCACGUGACCAGCUUCCCUCUUCUUCCCUAGAUUUCUUUCCUUUCCUUGUCUCUCUCUCUCUCUCUCUCUUUCUCUCUCCUUAUUUUUGUUCUUAUUCCUCUACAACGCAUUUCGACAUCUCUAUCCUCUAGAAAGAAAAAGAAAGAAAAAAACACUUAUUCUUAUCACCCUGUGUGUCUUUUAUUACCCCCAACCAUUCACUCAACAUGCAUGUUUAUGCAUCCAAACACCACGGGCUGGAAAAAAAGAGCAUGUUUUUUCUUGGGG